This is a messenger RNA of Cladocopium goreaui, 2526 nucleotides long. The record is from the annotation of a GenBank genome assembly. NCBI's taxonomy places the organism in Eukaryota, Dinophyceae, Suessiales, Symbiodiniaceae.
AUGGAGGUCUUUGACCUCGAGCUGGGUGCUUUGUUCGGCACACGAGCCCGGAUGGGUCUCUCUGCAAUCAUGACAUAUGCGGGCGGCGCCUACAUCUUCACGCGGAAGGAGUAUGCGAGCCGCAUCCGCAUUCUGCUGCGAAGCUGGAACACUGCGGCGAAGAAAGGGGAAACCGUGGAUCAGAUUGAUGACCUGGACAGUAAGUCCAGCGAAGAGGAAGAAGAGGAAGAAGUCGCACAGGAGCUUGUGCAAGCAGACGCGAUGAAAAGCCAAGAGGGAACCGGAAAGAACCCUCAGUUGAAAGUCCCGACAACCUUCGAUGAGAUGUUCCUCUUCAACGCUGCAGUGAUGGGUUAUGCAAACAGUACGUGGAUGAAAUUUAUUCUCGAGUACUUCGAUCCUAUCGUGUCCAAUGUGGCCAAUUCCUACCGUUUGCAGGAAGAGUGUGAUGUGCUUUCGCUGAAUCUGGCGAAAUGCAAAGGUGAGAUUAACCUCCCAGAAUUCAAGUCGGUGAUGCUGGCGUCCCUCAGGUCGUUGGUUCCCAAAGAGUGGAACUCACAGCAUGAGGUCGCAUGGAACUGGCUCUGGGAGAACGUGGAACGCCUGCUGCGACAGCAGCUAGGGCGACCAAGAGCCCAUCAGAAGGCGCUGGAAAGAUUUAUUGGGAGCUUGCAGCAGGAGCAGCUGACCACCUACUGCCGUGACGAAUACAAAAGAUUUUUUCAGCUCGCGCCUUCGGGGCAGGACUUCUUCAAGCAGAGCACGACGCGGCUCUACUUCAUCGCCGAGAAGAUCGUGGAGAUGACGGUGGAAAUGUACCGCACACCGAAGAAAAUGGUGGAGGAGCUUUCAGGUUUGGGCUUGAGACACGUGGGUUAUGGUGUUCCCACUGAGCUCUUCUCCCCCUAUGUCAGCUCUGCCGUCGAGGUGAUCCGUGGCAUGAGCACGGACGAAACCACCGAGAGCGCCUUCGCUUGGAGCCUCACAUUGAUCGCGAAGAUCAUGGUUAGGACUUUGGUGGAAGGCUCCACUGUGGUGAUGCAGGCCAUUAACACCAACAUCGAAAAGAAUCUCAAAAAGGCUAUCGCGGUGGCUCCCCGUGGCAAACGCGCCAUGGAGCUUUUAAACAUCACCGUGGGCACUCAAUCGAUUUCUCCUUUAUACUGGGCCAUCGAAUCUGGAAGUCUCAUCUGUGCACAGGCCAUGAUUGAAGAUCUUUUGACCAUUCGAGCAGAUCGAGACAAUUACUAUUUUGGAGCUGAUGCGCUGUUCACACGUCACCCGGAAGUCAUCAAGAAACUCUCCACCAGUGCUCCAUCGUUGCUGGAGCCGCUUUUGGAAGGCUUGAUUUGGCGCUCCAGGGUGAUUAGCAACGGCUAUCGACGGGUGAACUGCUAUUGCAAGCACUUGAUGCAGUAUCCAGAUGGCAAUCCUCAUCAAGCCCUUCAAUGGCUAGUGGAGUAUGGUAAUCCUGUGACGAUCAGCCAAUUCACCAUCGUGUUGGUGGCUGAUGUAAUGUGGACACGUCUGGUGGCCUAUCAUUUUCUGCUUGGUCGCUGCUAUUUCCUCUUCACUCUUUGUUUAGCGGUCACCAGCCAGUCCUUUUUAUCAUAUCCAUCUGCCCUUGGAGAACCGGAGACCCUGGAGCGAAACGUCGUGGUCUUCGUGUGCAGAGUCUUUUUGUACCUUGGAAGUAUGUGCAAAAUCUGCUACACGCAGAUCCGGUACUUUCUCGCCGACUGCCGGAACGGAGCGAUUGACCGGACCUUUUACAUUCCAAUCCCGCAGUAUUUGUUUUCACUUCAGUCUGGUGGAAACUUCGUUCUUCUCUGGCUCUUAGUUGGCAUGUGCAUCGAAGAGCCGAUUUGGCACUGUGGAGAGUUCUCCAUGGACUCCAUGAAUGAUCAUGAUGAUCACUCAGAAUUACUUUUCGCCACCCAUUGCGAGCACGUCAGCGGGGGUACCAAGCGCGUCUAUUCCAUGUUCUCUUGUCUCGCCAUAUUGCUCUAUUGGACCUUGCUGUUGGACUUUUCCAUUUUCUCUAUGCACAUCAGUGCAUACGUCUUGGUCUUUGGUCGGGUCUUGUCAGAGGUGGCCCUCUUCAUCAUGGCCUUGGUCUUCCUCAUCAUUUCCUUCUCAACAGCCAUCAUGGCGCUGGAACAUGAACUGGUGGACUUUGCAGACUUUGGAACGUGGUUCCUUUCCUUGACGCAGAUGUCCUUGGCCAUGUUUCCCCAGGCCUACUAUCAGCUUUUUGAGCAUGAGGCAAACCUGUUAGUCGUGAUCAUCAUUUUCGUGUUGAUCGUGUCCAUUAUCCUGGUAAACCUGCUGGUGGCACAGCUGAAUCAAGCAUAUCAGCACGUCUACACCGACAUGCAAGGCUAUGCAAGAUUAAACCGUGCGUCAGUGAUUGUCACGACCUUAGAAGGCAUCUCGGCGAAGCGCUGGGCACGCUUUUUGCAAGGGAUGAAGUUGGAGGAUCGGCUGGAAUUCAACGAGGGCGAUGUGGGCUUGCCAGGUAGAUGA